This is a messenger RNA of Notolabrus celidotus (New Zealand spotty), 6519 nucleotides long. RefSeq names its product solute carrier family 6 member 17 (gene slc6a17). The coding region runs from base 396 to 2588 and encodes 730 amino acids. The transcript has 12 exons. Gene Ontology annotation, biological process: sodium ion transmembrane transport; alanine transport; glycine transport. Lineage: Eukaryota; Metazoa; Chordata; Actinopteri; Labriformes; Labridae. The record is from RefSeq and is a predicted model, not a curated record. Gene Ontology annotation, cellular component: plasma membrane; synaptic vesicle.
UGGAACAACUUCAAAGUGCUGACUGAGUGCAAAUCGGUAGUAAGGGGUCGUUACCUGCACAAGUUAAUGUGAUUAUAGUAGCCAAAGUUGUGGCAGGCGUCGCGCUCCUGCGUCAGACUUUACGCACCAUGCGCCCUGUGUGACUGGAAGCUCUGUGAUUUGGCAUCUCUAUGCGCGCAGAGAUGUUGCAUCCGGAGACAGUGCCUGAAUGAAGAUAACCCACGCUCACUGUGGAUUCAUACUGUCACGCUGACUUGGACUUCAGACUUCGUUCUGUACACUACUUAAGAUUUAAGAAAAAAGCACAACUUUCUUCCCCUGGUUCUUCCCUUGCUUACUGUCAGUCACCUCAGGCACUCCUGCCCUCACCCUGAAGGAGCCCCUGUAUUGCAGCAAUGCCAAAGAACACAAAGGUGACCCAGCGAGAGCACAGCAAUGAGGCAGUCACUGAGUCAGUGGCUGACCUGCUGUCCCUGGAGCACCCUAUGGACUAUAAGAGCAGUCAGAUCAGCAUGGGUCUGAGUCCUGGCUCCACAGCACCAGGGAAGGCCCUGCUGCCCUCUCCUGACCCGGACGCUGAAGACGGCAGGCCAGCCUGGAACAACAAGCUGGAGUACAUCCUAGCCCAGGUGGGCUUCUCUGUGGGCCUGGGUAACGUGUGGAGGUUCCCCUAUCUGUGCCAGAAGAAUGGAGGAGGUGCUUACCUGGUGCCCUACUUUAUCCUCCUGCUCCUCAUCGGCAUUCCCUUGUUCUUCCUGGAGCUGGCAGUGGGUCAGAGGAUCAGGCGUGGCAGCAUUGGGGUAUGGAACUAUGUCUACCCACAGCUGGGAGGCAUCGGGGUCUCCAGUCUGAUGGUUUGCGGUUUUGUGGGCCUCUACUACAAUGUGAUUAUCGGCUGGAGCAUCUUCUAUUUCUUCCAGUCUUUCCAGUUUCCACUGCCUUGGGCUGAGUGCCCCAUUGUGGUAAACGGAACCCAAGCCAUCGUUGAGCCGGAGUGUGAGAAAAGCUCGGCCACCACUUACUUCUGGUACCGCAAGACUCUCAACAUCACCAGCUCCAUCGACGACACAGGCGGCCUCAACUGGAAGAUGACCUUGUCCCUGCUGGUGGCCUGGAUCCUGGUCUGCCUUGCUGUCAUCAGGGGCAUCCAGUCUUCUGGGAAGGUGAUGUACUUCAGCUCUCUUUUCCCAUAUGUGGUACUUUUCUGCUUUCUGGUGCGAGGUCUGCUGCUGAAGGGAGCCGUGGAUGGCAUCGCUCAUAUGUUCACCCCCAAGCUGGAAAAGAUGUUGGAGCCACAGGUGUGGAGAGAGGCAGCCACGCAGGUCUUCUUUGCUCUUGGUCUGGGCUUCGGAGGUGUCAUUGCUUUCUCCAGCUACAACAAGCGAGACAACAACUGCCACUUUGAUGCUGCGCUUGUCUCGGUCAUUAACUUUGUCACCUCCAUCUUGGCCACUUUAGUCGUGUUUGCUGUCCUGGGGUUCAAGGCAAAUGUCAUGAAUGAGAAGUGUGUUGUCGACAAUGCAGAGAAGAUCCUGGGCUAUCUGAACACAGGCGUGCUGAGCAAAGAACUCAUCCCUCCUCACAUCAACUUCUCCCACCUGUCGACCCAGGACUACGCAGAGAUGUACGGCGUCAUUAAGACGGUGAAAGAGGAAAGCUUUGGCCAGCUGGGCCUGGACGCCUGCCUGCUGGAGGACGAACUCAACAAGGCGGUUCAGGGCACCGGCCUCGCCUUCAUCGCCUUCACAGAGGCCAUGACACAUUUCCCCGCCAGCCCCUUCUGGUCCGUCAUGUUCUUCUUCAUGCUCAUCAACUUGGGUCUGGGAAGUAUGAUCGGAACAAUGACCGGCAUCACCACACCCAUACUGGACACUUUCAAAAUCCGCAAAGAGAUUUUGUGUGUUGCCUGCUGUGUCAUCGCCUUUCUGUUAGGCCUGCUGUUUGUGCAACGUUCAGGAAACUACUUUGUCACCAUGUUUGACGACUACUCUGCUGGUUUGCCUCUCACUAUAGUGGUGAUCCUGGAGAACAUCUCUGUGGCCUGGAUCUACGGCACCAAGAGGUUCAUGCAGGACCUGGAGGACAUGCUUGGGUUCAGACCGUACGCCUUCUAUUAUUACAUGUGGAGGUAUGUGUCACCAGCUGUCCUAGUGGUGCUCAUUAUUGCCACUGUCAUCGAGAUGGCCGUCAGUCCUGCAGGAUACAAUGCCUGGGUGGAGGCUGAGGGUGCAGAGAGAUUCCAUAGCUACCCUCCCUGGGCAUUAGCCAUGGCCUAUGCUCUUAUUGUGGCAGCCAUGCUGCCUUUACCCCUCGUCUACUUGGCUCGCCACUUCAACCUGAUCUCAGAUGGCUCCAACAAGCUGUCUGUCUCCUACCGUAAAGGCAUGAUGAAGGACAUGUCCAACCUGGAGGAGCAGGACGAGCAGCGCUUCAUCCUCAGCAAGAACCCCAGUGAGGCUCCUUCUCCCAUGCCCCCUCAUCGCACCUUCCUGAGCCCUGGCGGCGCCCAUGAGAUGACCAACACCAACUACGGCACCAGCACCAAGACAGGCUACCAGAACAUUGGCUCACCUGAGUCAGAGCUAUGAUCAUCUGAGCUCACAGAUCUUCCCAGUCCUUCAAACCCCGGUUUACUCAGAGAGGGAGAUGCAGUAAGAAAGGGAGGAACAGAGGAGGUCGAGAGAAAAUCCACUACUGCUCGCUGCAGCGUUCAUCACACCUUAACCCGCAGAGCUGAGUCCCUCCAUCACCCCUUUUUCUGCUCCAUCACUCAUAGUCUGUGGUUCUGCCCCUAGGAACCAUGCUACUCGCUGCCUGUUGAAUCCCCCUGUAAUGAAGGGAUCAUGGGAAAGAGUCCCAUCUGAUGCAACCUUUUCCGUCUGUCUGCACAGUAGAGAGCAAGGGAUUUAGGGAGAAGAGGACAGAGUGAAGCGUAUAAAGUUUACUUUGAGGGCUCAGAUUCAGGCUGUCUCAUAAGCUCUGGCUGAGGUUAAGGUGUGUGCAACGCCCCAGAUUUACGCCAUACUGAACCAUAGAAGUCUGUUAUUUGUUCAAAGGAGGUUACUUUUGAGACUGUUGGGUGUUCCUAAAUCCAGGGGAUCAUCGGUUCAGUUGUAGAUGAUUGUUAUUUGUGGAGAAAGAAUGGAAGGAGACUCACUCCAUGAUUUCUUAUCAAAAAAACACAUAGAGAUUAUUCCAUAACAUUAUGAGAUGAUGAUUUUGAUGGUGUAAACAGUGUUACAAGCACACUACAUCUCUAAGUUAAUUGUGCCUAUCAUACAUCAGCAAUAAUUUUCAGUCAGUUCUCUUAAAAAUCUGGAUCUCCUUCUAUUCUUACUUUUCCACUCAUGUGGAAUAUUGUAAAUAUUUGUUGUGCAAUAGUCUUAAGAUGUCAACGUAAAUUGUGUUUAUAAACUGCAGAUGUGCAAAGUUAGGGGAAAGUUUUCCACCUCUUCAUUUUUCUUUGUGAUCACAAAAAGCACAGACGUCAGACAUGGUUGGAGCGUCUCUGAGCCUUAACACAGAGCCGCACUUUUCCUUUUAAACAUCCACUCUCACAUCAUAUCUGUGCUAUUCUAGUCGCAGCUGAACCACACAAAGCUUUUCCAUUUUAAUCAAUUAUUUCAAUCAAGUGUUUCCAUUUUAAUCAAUGCCUUGGAAAGGCUGGGACGGGGGUGCACGAGCAGAGAUAAGCUUGUGUUUCGAUAAGCUUCAUACUGUGUGUGUGUCAGAUCGGAGAAGGAACUGUAAAUGUGAGAUGUUUUUCCUUGUGUAUUAGAAGUGUGUGUGUGUGUGUUGUCUGUAUGAGAGCCCCGGUGACCCUGGUGCUUUAAAAAUAGAACAGCGUUACCCAGGGGAAGCCGUGGCAACAAGGCACAAUAGAGACAGAUCCUCUUGUGAUGUGGAGGAGGAGGACAAGGAGAGCGGACACCUCGCUAUGCCUGCUUCACCUGCACGGCUGUUUGUGCAGAGACACAGGAGCGAGACGUUUACUGUUCUUCAUGAACAUUUCUCUGAUGUUGUAACACUGCAUUGAUCUAGAGGUUCACUGCCAUGUGGAUUUAUCAUACCUUGUCUCCAAAAGGAGGAUGUUUGGGUUUAAUUGUUGUACAUUCCUGAUAUCAAACAUCUUUUCAUAAGCACUACAAUUACACUUUGAUGUCUUUUUGUGAACUGAGGUGAAAAACUAAAACCUGAUUUAUUUUUAUGUAUAACCUUGUAAGACAAUGUAUGUUUAAGGGCAUAAUGUGGAAAAUGUGAUGUGAUCGAUGUUUGGCAUAAGUGGUAAUAUACAGGUUUCACCACGAGGGGGCUCUGAAGGACAGUAGAGGAGGAAAUGCUCUCUUGGUGUUGUUGCCCCUCCCUGAAACAACACCAAUACUUGAGACUGAGCAGAUGUAGUGAAGCACAGUCAGUCACAUUGUUUGGUGCCUGAAAAGCAUCUCUGUUGUCUGUUUGCCUUAUGCUUUGGUCAUUUUGUUCUCUGGGUUAUGCAGUUUGUGCAGAGUUUGGACCAACGUCUUGUCUCAUUCACUUGAGCACUUUAUUUAGUUAGAGACCCUGGAGUUGAUUUUUAAGGAUCUGGCAACUGUGGUGUGGAGUUUAAAGAUAGAUUAAAUGAAUACGAUCCCAGAAUUUGAAUUUCUUGGCAUUACAUUCCAAGAGAGACUUUGCUAAAUGUCCCUCUGAAAGGCAUCUGGUAUCUUGUCUAUUAGUGAACAUGAUCUGUAUGAUGAUGCAAUGAUACAUGGAGUGAUAUGUACAUAUCUACAAACACUGUACCCGAUUUUCCACAGAUGGUACAACUGAAACUAAUGAUUAUCACAUAUUCUCUAAUGAUAACAACAGUUAUAAAUUAAGGGGUUAGUGAAAUGACAAAAUACAACAGUACACAGUUAAACCAAAAUAAUUUUAAAAUGAAGUCAUCUUCCCAGCAUGCUGUCAUUCUAAAUCAAGGGAGAGGUGUUUUCUGACCAUCUUCUCUUCAUGAUGAUACAGAUCAACAAACUAACAAUUUCUUGAAUUGUCUGUAAGUACCAGAUUAAAAUUAUCUUUCAUCUACAGUUUGGAAUGCAGACAUACAGAUCUACCACAACAGCAUGCACAAGAGGCCAGAUAUUUUUAUAGCAAUGGACCAGCUACACAAAUGGCACAUAAUUGGAGGUGGCACGACUGAACUCACCUGCAGAUUUGUCUUAAAGCACAUUGGCAUAAGCACAGGGCAGAGAGCACAAAGGAGAGAAUUUCACUGGUUUAUAAACACUGCACUGUGUGAGUCCUGCAACCUCCGAGGGGUCACUGCAAGAUUAGGUUGCACACUGAAAUGCACUGCUGUCUGCACAAGAAGCUAAAGGGUACAGUUUGUUUAUUUUUCACCUGAAAUACAGCUAGCAUCUGCUCAAGGAGUACUUGAGUAAUGUCAGAGCACACUGAAAACACAUGACUUUAUUAGGUCCUUUGGAAACAGCAGCAUGCACGUUUUAUCAGGAAGUAGAACUUCCAGGUAUGGGUGCCGUACAGGGAGAGAAAUUUAGGACACAAUGACGGACCCUAACCCUAAAAGAUAUAAGAACAUCUGUGGUAGUGAAGUGGUAGGCCCAGUGGGAUAUUCUUCAUGAUUCUCAAAACUCCCUGCGAUGCCCCAGCUUCCAGGCUCAGCACUUCUUGCAUCUAAACUCUUCCGAUCGCUGCACACUUGAAAAAUGUCUUCUAAUGUUGGUUGGAUUAAAAUAGCAUCUACUUAUAAGUGAAAGCGACAACUCCAACUCCAGGGUCUCUUUGUCUUGUCAAUGUGUCGACUGUGUUGCAUUAUGUACUUCAAGGCAACAUGAGGAGGUUAACCCAGUUAAAAAACUGAGAUUAACUCAUUUAAAGUAGAGGAAAAGUGUGUUUAUUUAACCGUGCAGAUAGUCUAUAUGUGACCAAAACCCAUAGUUAUAUUUAUAGUAUUUAAGAGGAUGUAUUUAAUCUGUACAUAUUGAUGUACAUUCUGAUAAAUUCACACUGAGUAUCUAUAGUGAGAGUGACCGGGUGUAUACUCGAGCUGUAAAUAAUAAUUGUAUAUUUUGAGAUAUUUUUUGAUUUUUGUACUGUAGGUAAAGUUACUUUAGUGUCUGUUGGUUUCCAGUGUUAGUGAGUGGUUGUUCUGGCUGUGACUAUGUGUGUGUGUGAGAGUGUGUGUUUCUGUGUGGAUGUGUGUGUGUUAAGUAAAGGUAUAUGUAGGUUUUGGUAUUUAAAUGUGUGUUUUUUUUUCUCCUCUCUCAGUGUUGUGUGCUGCUGAUCUAAUCUGGUAGAUUAAAUCCUGUUGUUACAGAGAACUGGGACCACUAAUGUAAGCAAUCUCCUCUCUGUAGUUCUUACUGAAACUACAAGCGGCGUUCAGCACAAAACUGGCAACACAAUCUAAAGACUGUGACUUUGACUAAAAUAAAGAGCAGAACUUGUAUUUGUGAAAGACAGUAAUGGACUGUAGGAACAUGAUGGAGCAAACAGGAAAUUAAAAUAAUCACUUUUAUGAAA